Molecule: messenger RNA, 2014 nt
Organism: Lytechinus variegatus (green sea urchin)
Lineage: Eukaryota; Metazoa; Echinodermata; Echinoidea; Temnopleuroida; Toxopneustidae
Product: 5-hydroxytryptamine receptor 1D-like
Exons: 1
Coding region: 348-1805 (485 amino acids)
Biological process (GO): adenylate cyclase-activating adrenergic receptor signaling pathway
Cellular component (GO): plasma membrane
Molecular function (GO): G protein-coupled acetylcholine receptor activity
Source: RefSeq, a predicted model, not a curated record
CGAGAUACACAUACAUCAAGCUAGAAAACAAUCCUUAAUUCUUCUUGAGAAAGCAACCAUAACCAAAUCUUGGAUGAGACACUAGUAGCACUGGUUAUGGAUACAGCUAUUAGCAGCUAGCAGACUCUGUCCACAAUAUUCAUUGAUGAUGCAGAAGACCACAUCUGGCUUUUACGAAGGACAUUAAAUAUAAAUGCACAAAAUGAACUAGUAUUCUGAGGAGAUAGGGAAAAUGAAAAGAUAACUUGUCUUCAAAACUCGCGUAAAUGUACAAUGAAAUUAACAUUCAUGAUCAGCCUGAAGAACUUUGACUGAAUUGAACAAUUUUAAGAGCACUGCCAUAGUACAUGUGCAGGUGGUGUGAUCGACAUCUAAAAGGUCAAAAGAUCAAUACAGUCUUCAACAUGGCAAAUUUUGCUUCAGAAGAGACAGUGACAUACACUGAAACUGUAGACUAUGUAGACUUACUAAACACCAGCAACGAUUGGGUUGGCAUGAACAAUGUAACUGAGAGGGAGGCAAUAGAAAUCACAGUAGCCACAGUGUUACUCAGUAUUGGACUAGGGAUCAUCAUCUUAGGGACAAUCUUUGGAAACGCAUUGACGCUCACAGCAAUCUCCAAACAUAGACCCCUACAGACACCACAGAACUACUUGAUAGCUUCUUUGGCCGUUGCUGAUCUGAUGGUGGCUAUCCUGGUCAUGCCUCUGAGCUUGACAAAGGAGAUUGUGGUGGUGUGGAUAUUUGGUCCCGUUCUCUGUGAUGUAUGGAUCUCCUUGGAUGUUAUCCUCUGCACUGCCAGCAUCCUAAACCUCUGCAUGAUAUCCCUUGAUCGCUUCUGGGCCAUCACACAACCCGUUAAGUAUCCAAAGUACCGGACAGCGAGAACCAUGCUGAUACUCAUUGCUUUUGUCUGGAUCCUAUCAACUAUCAUUUCUACCUCACCGUUCUUUGGCUGGCAGGGCAAUCAGAGCAUUGACACAAACACAUGCCAGAUCAGCCAAAAUAUACCCUUCACAAUUUUCUCCACCUUCGGUGCCUUUUUCAUCCCCAUGACAAUUAUGAUGAUCGUCUACGCAAGGAUUUACUGUGAGGCACGCAAAAGAAUCCGCGGUAGGGCAAUGAACAGCAGAAGCCAACCUUUUACCAGUACAGUGAAUUUUCGUGAAACAACAAACUAUCAAGAUGCAGCACACUCUCAAAGAGGUUCAGAUGAGCUGAAAAAAACUCCUAUAAUCAAAUGUGACCCAGCAUCUGAUGGUCAUAAAGGUGUAAACUUUCAUGGAUCAAUGACCCCAAGCUUGUUAGCAACAUCAGCCCCAAACCUUCAAAACCAACAGAACAAGGGCAAGGAAGAGAAAAAAGCUACAUUAACAUUACUAACUGUACCAGGUCAGCACAAAACAACCACUACCUCAGUAUCCCUCGGCGAGAUCAACGGCAACGACAGCCCUUCAUCCCAACGCAGUCUCCUUUCAUCUCCUGGUGGCCUCUCCGUUCAAAUACAGGAGAGAGAACGCAAAAGACGUGCUAUGGCUACUGCCAGAGAGCAUCGUGCCACCAAGACUCUUGGUAUAGUCACUGGAGCUUUUCUGGCAUGCUGGCUACCAUUUUUCUUAAAUGCUUUAAUUGUGCCCCUCUGUAAAGAUGCGUGUGACCUCCCUCGGUUAUGGGGAAGUAUCUUCCUAUGGCUCGGUUAUUUCAAUUCCAUGCUUAACCCUAUCAUAUACACCAAGUUUAACAGAGACUUUCAGAAAGCAUUUAAGAAACUUCUGCACUGUAAAGAGAACAAAUCUAACUAUUAAGCAGCUAGAUAUUCAUUGAUCUCCUUCAUCAAAUCUUGCCUGAACACAUAUAGUGUUGUACUGCUUAAUCAAAUUACUUGAAUGAAAUUUGCAUUAGCCAUUGAUGCUCACCAUCUUCUAAUGAGCACUUAGUUUCUUUCAAUCAUUAUCAUAAGAAUAAUACUAAAAAAUAAUAGCCAAUUUUUUAUAAAGCGCUUUUCCCAGAAUGG